Molecule: messenger RNA, 657 nt
Organism: Lasiodiplodia theobromae
Lineage: Eukaryota; Fungi; Ascomycota; Dothideomycetes; Botryosphaeriales; Botryosphaeriaceae
Product: Endosomal cargo receptor
Exons: 4
Coding region: 1-657 (218 amino acids)
Biological process (GO): intracellular protein transport; endoplasmic reticulum to Golgi vesicle-mediated transport; Golgi organization
Cellular component (GO): endoplasmic reticulum-Golgi intermediate compartment; COPII-coated ER to Golgi transport vesicle; Golgi apparatus
Source: RefSeq, a predicted model, not a curated record
AUGGAGAUGCUGCUCAGAGCCCUGAGCUGCCUGCUCCUGCUCGUCAGCCUGCCCUUCGUUUCCGCCCUCAAGUUCGACAUCGAGGCCCACCCGGGCCACGAGUCGGCCAGCAAAGAGCGAUGCGUCCGCAACUUCGUCAUGAAGGACCAGCUCGUUGUCGUCACCACCAUUACCGACGGCUACAAGGGUGAUGGCCAGAGGCUGAACAUGCAUAUCAAGGACGCCGUCGGCAACGACUACGGCCGCCCGAAGGAUGUCGUCGGCGAGAACAGAUACGCCUUCACCUCGGUCGCCGAUUCCGCCUUUGAUGUGUGCUUCGAGAACGUCCUCGAGCAGAGGGGAGGCGGCGGCAAGGUCCGCCACAUCGAGCUCGACAUUGACAUUGGUGCCGAUGCGAAGGAUUGGAACGCUAUCCAGAACACCGAGAAGCUCAAGCCCGUCGAGGCCGAGCUCCGCCGCCUCGAGGAGGUCGUCGGCGAGAUUGUCAGCGAGAUGGAGUACCUGCGUUCGCGCGAGAUGAGGCUGCGCGACACCAACGAGAGCACCAACGAGCGUGUCAAGUGGUUCGCUUUUGGCACCAUGGGCAUGCUGGUCGGCCUUGGUGCAUGGCAGGUUGUCUACCUGCGCGCAUACUUCAGGUCGAAGCAUCUUAUCUAG